Messenger RNA from Brienomyrus brachyistius, 2637 nucleotides. It is a transcript of the gene mipepa, whose product is annotated as mitochondrial intermediate peptidase a. NCBI's taxonomy places the organism in Eukaryota, Metazoa, Chordata, Actinopteri, Osteoglossiformes, Mormyridae. Gene Ontology annotation, molecular function: metalloendopeptidase activity. The record is from RefSeq and is a predicted model, not a curated record. The transcript has 19 exons. Gene Ontology annotation, biological process: peptide metabolic process. Gene Ontology annotation, cellular component: mitochondrion. The coding region runs from base 246 to 2342 and encodes 698 amino acids.
UAUUCCGAACGAUCGUCUACUGGCACCCAUGUGGACCCGUUUGACACACGCUUGUCAGUGUCAGGGUUGUCUCCUUCAGUUUUACCUUCAGUGCUGCAGUCUGAUAACGGCAGGAAAACGAGAAAUUGAAUGUGUUUGCUAGCCUUAAGAAUUGCGUUUUGUUUAUUAAUCGCCGACGGUAUACGGCAGUAGCUGGCUAGAAAAGGACUAAAUAAGCGGCUGUAUCGCAUGCCUGCCUGGGUGCAAUGUUCGCCUGUAAGCUAUUGCUUAACGUCGCACGGCAUACGCGGAUAAGGCAGAUAUACAGAAAUGUUACUACUUGGUCUCCAGUGGGAACUGCUUUUAAUGCAAGACAACAGAGAAGAUUUGACUUGUUUGAGAAGAACGUGGGCUUGUUUGGCGUUCCGGAGCUGAGUUCUCCAGAAGGCUUUGAGGUUGCCCAGGAAAAAGCUUUGAAGGAAACUGAGCAGCUGGUAGAAGAAGCAUGCAGCAGCCCCCCCGGAGCACAGACUGUGGCAGCCUUUGACCAGCUAUCGGACAGCUUGUGCAAAGUCGCUGAUCUGGCCGACUUUGUUAAGGUGGCUCACCCAGACCCUGCAUUCCGGGAUGCGGCGGAGAAGGCGUGUUUGAAGAUUGGCACAACCGUAGAGAAGCUGAACACUAAUGUUGAAUUAUGUAAGAGUCUGAAGGAUCUGCUGGACAACAAAGAUAUUCUGGCAACUUUGGAUCCAGAAACAAGGAAGGUCGCAGAGCUCUUCAUGUUCGAUUUUGAAAUAAGCGGAAUUCACUUGGAUGAGAAAAAGAGGAAAAAGGCUGUCAACCUACAUGUUAAGCUGCUGGAUCUGAACCAUGAAUUUCUAAUGGGCUCCCACCUCCCGAACAAGAUAGAGAAGCGGGCCCUUCCGGAACACAUCCGAAACCAGUUUUCAUUCGAUGGCAAUUACAUUCAGAUCGGGGGCCUGCAUGCCGAGUCGCCCGAUGACCUGAUACGGGAAGCUGCUUAUAAGAUAUUUCUGUACCCCAACACCAAGCUGUUGCACUGUCUUGAAGAGCUGCUGGCUUUUAGGAAUCAGCUUGCGCAGCUGGUGGGCUACGAGUCUUUCGCACACCGGGCGUUGAAAGGAACAAUUGCAAAAACCCCAGAGACUGUGAUGAAAUUCCUCCAGCUGUUGACAGACAAGCUCUCUGAUAGGACAGCAAAGGACUUUGAAAUGAUGAGAGAUAUGAAGAUGAGGUUGAACCCCAGGAGCAGCGAGCUGAUGCCAUGGGACCACCCCUAUCUUAGUGGCGUGUUGCGAGCUGAGAGGUAUAACAUAGAGCCCAGCCUGUACAGCCCCUACUUCUCCCUGGGGGCCUGCAUGGAAGGGCUCAACGCCCUUUUCAGCCAGCUGCUGGGGGUCUCCUUGCAGGCUGAGCAGCCCCAACCCGGGGAGGUGUGGAGUGAGGAUGUCCGCAAGCUGGCAGUGGUUCAUGAGACGGAGGGUCUUCUGGGAUACAUUUACUGCGAUUUCUUCCACAGGCCGGAUAAACCCCAUCAGGAUUGCCACUUUACCAUCCGAGGCGGGCGCUUGUUGGGGAACGGAGAGUACCAGCUGCCGGUGGUGGUUCUCAUGCUGAACCUGCCGCAGCCCAGCAAGAACACGCCCACCCUGCUGAGCCCAGGCAUGAUGGAGAACCUCUUCCAUGAGAUGGGCCACGCCAUGCAUUCCAUGUUGGGAAGGACACGCUACCAGCACGUCACAGGAACUCGAUGUGCGACAGACUUCGCGGAGGUUCCCUCCAUUCUCAUGGAGUUCUUCGCCAGCGAUUACCGGGUGGUGAGCCAGUUCGCCCGCCACUAUCAGACGGGACAGCCUCUGCCAGAAAACAUGGUGGCUCGUCUCUCCGAGUCGAAGAAGGUGUGCGGCGCUGCCGAUAUUCAGCUUCAGGUUUUCUACGCUGCCCUGGACCAGAUUUACCACGGCAAGCCCCAAAACCGGUCGACGACAGCCAUUUUGAAGGAGACCCAGGAAAGGUUCUAUGGCCUGCCGUACGUUCCUCACACGGCCUGGCAGCUGAGAUUCAGCCAUCUUGUCGGCUAUGGGGCCAAAUAUUACUCAUACCUCUUGUCUCGGGCUGUGGCCUCCAUCAUCUGGAGACAGUGCUUCCUCAGGAACCCCCUAGACAGGGAAAUGGGAGAACGCUACCGCAGAGAGAUGCUGGCACACGGUGGCGGAAAGGAGCCCAUUCUCAUGGUGCAAGGCAUGCUGCAGAAACGUCCCACCAUUGAGGACUUUGUGGACGCUCUGGUAACGGAACUGAACCCAGACUUUGAGACCUUUGUAAUGGACUCUGAAAGCUGAAGGACCCAUGGUCUCUCGGGACGUCCUAAUUUAUCCCUGAGAUGGCACUGAUUUUUAUCCUGUAAAUCUACAUCCCAUUAGCCAGAACUUCACUCCCAGUCUCGCUGGACCCUAAAUCGCACUACUGAACCAUUAACGACGACGCGAGAGAGCAGUGGGGGUGAAAUGGUUAGAUUCGUUCUUCCUAACAUCUGCCCAACUUGCUUUGUCCCCAAAGAAUCCAAAAGAAUGUGUACGCAUUUCUUCCAUUGUGUAAUUUGGGGUUUGGUGUCUAUGAAGAUUUUUUUCUGUUUCA